Cryptomeria japonica (Japanese cedar) is the source of this 670-nucleotide messenger RNA. Its product is annotated as protein LEAD-SENSITIVE 1. Bases 43 to 609 code for a protein of 188 amino acids. The transcript is spliced from 2 exons. Lineage: Eukaryota; Viridiplantae; Streptophyta; Pinopsida; Cupressales; Cupressaceae. The record is from RefSeq and is a predicted model, not a curated record.
CCCUCUCAUCUUUCACAGCAAAGCGGCGUUCCAGGGGUUAAAAUGGGCAAGCUGAGUAGAAGUGAAAUCGUAGGUGGAGAUCAUAUUUACAGUCCAAGGAGAGGCUACGACCACCACGGUAUUUAUGUUGGGGAGAAUCAAGUGAUACAUUUUACAAGCUCCCCACAAGGCACGUUUUCUGCAAGCUCGAGUGCUAUGUUUGGUCCGUGCUCUGUUUGCGGCUUCCAUGGCGGAAUGAGUGGAGUAGUGCAAACCUGCUUAGAUUGCUUUCUGGACGGAGGAGAUUUACAUCGAUACAAAUACGGAGUUGAUGUGUUGCUUACAUUACUUUCUCCAAGACGUAAGACUCACACCUCAGAUUCCCCAGAAAUUGUAAUUCAGCGUGCAAGGAAGCUGCUCGAACAAGGGUUUGGAAAAUACGAUACAGUUUCUAACAAUUGUGAGCACUUCGCUCUCUACUGCAAGAUCGGACGUCAUAUUUCAUGUGCACAAGUAGAGUCUAUUAUAGCUAAUGUUGGAGUAAGUGCUGCUGGUUUUGUAAUUAAUCCGCUAUUGGGUGCUGGAUUGCUAUCCAUUUAUGCCUAUAGACGCCUACGAACUGAUUGGUGAGGCAAGCAUCCAUGUGUAUUGUUAUAAACCGAAAAAAUAAAACUUUAAUCUAGCCUAAUUC